Molecule: messenger RNA, 1485 nt
Organism: Peniophora sp. CBMAI 1063
Lineage: Eukaryota; Fungi; Basidiomycota; Agaricomycetes; Russulales; Peniophoraceae
Source: the annotation of a GenBank genome assembly
AUGGCCGCUCCCGCCGCCGCACUCCCCGAGCCCGGCUCGAGCAGCACCGUCGGCAUGCUCGUGACCUCCAUCCUCUCCGAGCACGAAGCGCUCCGCACCGAAAACGCCGAUCUGCGCGCCCAGCUCGCGGUCGCCCGGCAGCACGCCGAUCCGGUCGCGUCCGCGACGAUCGCCGACCUGCAGCAGCGCUACGACCGCGAGCGCGAGCACCACGCCGCCACGCGCAACGCCAUGAACGCCAUGCGGGCCGCCUGGGAAGAGUACGACCGACACGCUGCGGCGCUCGACGCCCGGCUGCACGACGCCCGCCACGAAGUCGCGCGCGUCAUGGGCGGCUCGUCCAUCUACGCCCACUUCCAGCCGCCGCCCGACCCAAUGGCCAUGCAGGUCGCCCCGCACAUGCGCCUCGCCGGCCCCGCGCGCACAUUGCCCGCGUUCCCCGGCAUGCCCGCGACGCUGCCGCCGGCUCCUACGGCGCUACCCGCGCACCGGCACCGGAUGGAUGGCAACGACGAGCGCCCCGCGAAGCGCCAGCGCGCUGAUGGCCCCCGACAGCUCGGCGAUUCGCCGAUCCCGAUCCCGCGCCCACCGCAAUACCUCACUGGCCCUGGCGCGGACCCAGCGUAUCUGGGUGCACCGGCUCCGUCCUUUGUAUAUGCUACUGGUCGACCGGCGGGCGCAUCGGUGUCGCCGAAGCAGAAUGGCACGGCUGAGCUGCGCGGCCGGCCGCGGUCGCGCGCUAGUGUGUCUGCGAGGAGCCGCUCUCGGUCGCUCUCGGUUGACGAUAUGUUGCUGGAUGCCGCGGGUGAGGCGCCUCUACCGCAGACCGGGCCUGGACACCCUCCCGGGGUUAUACCCAUGGUCGUAGAGCAACACCGCAUGCAUGUCUUCCAACCGCCUGUUACCGGUCCGCCCAUCAAACGCACUCAAACGCGUCCUGUCGACAAAGCAGCCACCUAUGGCAACCCGGACUCUUCACGCGAUGCACGCAGCGACGCCGCAUUCCCACCAGGCGGUUUCCCGGCCACGAACGAGCAAGGUCAACGCAUCUGCCGCCAAUGUGGCUUCCGCGGCCGCUACAAGGACGGGAAAUGCGUAGAAAAAUGGGGUCCCGGCCCCGCCGGCCCCGGUACCGUCUGCGACAAGUGUCGAAAGAAAAUCAAACGCGUCGAGCGCCGCGGGACGCUCGACCCCGCGUCCCUCGGCCCGCACCCCUCCUCACCCCCACCGCACGCACACUCGCGCGAAUCCCCGCCCUCGCGCCUGACAGCCGCCGUAACGCUCCCCGCGCACCUCGCGCCCAAAAUCGAGCCGGAGCGCACCCCGCCGCCCAGCUCGCCCGUUUCCGCGCCGCAUCCAAAUCCACCACAGCAGCGCUCGCGCAGCUAUAGCGACGCCGAGGACGCCGACGAGCUGGACGUUGAUGCUGAGGCGGACGAGGACGACGAUUUGGACAAUGAUCUGUUGGCUGCUAUCGAGUCUUGA